AUGGCUAACGGAACCUCAAUUCCUCAUACAGAUUCAACCUCACCUAUGUCAACUGUGGAAUCUUUAACUACUGAACAGACAAACGACAAGACACUAGAAACGACAAUGUCUCAAAUAACUUUAAAUACACCUACAACUAACACGCCGUUAUUUGUAUCUGAACUCUGUCGUAACCAUACCAACGCAACAGGAGAAGCCAUUUCACGAAGAGAGCUAUGGGCAUUAGCGAAUAACACUUCACAGUGGUUACCAGAGCAUCUUAACAGAAUAUCGUUUGGUCCAAUUUACAAUGCGUUUCCUGCAGUAGACACUUUUUUCGCUUUAAGUGGUCUAUUACUGACAUAUUUGAUGAUGAAGGAAUUAAAGACAAAUAAUGGGAAGUUGAAUUGGCCGAUGUUUUAUUUCCAUCGAUUCUGGAGAUUGACUCCUCCCUACAUGUUGAUACUAAUGGUAUAUGUAUCUCUCUUCCCUUACAUUGGAGAAGGUCCCGGAUGGCCUAAAGAUGGAGCUGAAGUCAAUUACUGUGAACACUCAUGGCACCGAAAUUUUCUAUACGUUAACAAUUUAUUCGUAGAUGGUUACGAUAUGUGUAUGGCGUGGUCUUGGUAUCUAGCUAAUGACAUGCAAUUUUAUGUGAUCAGUCCACUUAUUCUACUUCCGUUGUUCCAUUACCAUUUGGUGGGUGUGGCAAUUUUAUUGGCAUUUUUAUUGGGCUCUACAAUUGCAUGCGGUUUACUCUCAGCACAUGAUGACUUACCAGCCAGUAUGUUUGAUGGUGGAAAUAGUCAGAAGUUUUUCAAUGAGUACGUUAAACCUUGGAACAGAAUAACGCCUUAUUUGAUUGGAAUAUAUGUAGGAUAUUUACUGUACAAAACUGACUGUAAAGUUCGUAUCAAUCGAUUUGUAAACAUAUUUGCAUGGUUAGCUUUUACUGCAGUUGCGUGUACAGUGUUAUAUGGUUUACACAAAGAUGUAACUGGAGACCGCUUGUCAACGGACGUAGCAGCUCUUUAUACAGCUACCCACAGGAUGGUAUGGGGAGCUUGCGUAUGCUGGGUUAUAUUUGCAUGUGCUACAGGAAAUGGAGGGAUAAUUAACACGAUAUUAUCAUGGAAGGUAUUUGUACCACUAAGCCGACUGACAUAUUGUGCCUAUUUGGUUCAUCCUAUAGUUAUAUACUAUUAUCUCCUUAGAAGACAAAGGCUUAUACAUUUUAGUGAUACUGAAGUCACGUACGAGUUUCUAGGACAUGUAGUUCUGUCCUAUGCAGUCGCCCUUGUUGCAUCUUUAGUAUUCGAAUCUCCAAUGAUGGGUCUAGAGAAAGCUUUGCUCAAACGAAAAGAACGAAAAGAUGAGAUAGUUAACGUGAAAGUGACAGAAAGGUUAACAAAACUAGGAAGAGAUAGCAAUUAUUGA
Mytilus californianus (California mussel) is the source of this 1416-nucleotide messenger RNA. Its product is annotated as nose resistant to fluoxetine protein 6-like. NCBI's taxonomy places the organism in Eukaryota, Metazoa, Mollusca, Bivalvia, Mytilida, Mytilidae. Gene Ontology annotation, molecular function: acyltransferase activity, transferring groups other than amino-acyl groups. The transcript is spliced from 12 exons. The record is from RefSeq and is a predicted model, not a curated record. The coding region runs from base 1 to 1416 and encodes 471 amino acids.